Molecule: messenger RNA, 1793 nt
Organism: Nelumbo nucifera (sacred lotus)
Lineage: Eukaryota; Viridiplantae; Streptophyta; Magnoliopsida; Proteales; Nelumbonaceae
Product: putative fructokinase-6, chloroplastic
Biological process (GO): fructose metabolic process
Cellular component (GO): cytosol
Molecular function (GO): fructokinase activity
Source: RefSeq, a predicted model, not a curated record
GAUUAGGCAUACAUGGUGAGCAGAUUGAGUAAAGAAUUGAGAAAAUUUUUUGACAGCUGUCCUUUCAGCCCCCAGCCUAACCUUAUUCUCUUCUCGCAACGACCGCAGCGCCAGAAAACGGAGAGUCCUCUCUUUGUUCGAUUUCACCGGUGGGCUAUGGCCACCCAACUCAGAAGAACUUUGUUUGUUAAGUGAUGCUUGAAGUUGACACCAAACUCUUCCUUUUCCUAGGGCUUUUCUUACCGACUUCACGCCUGAUCCAAUUUCGAACAUCCGACUCAUACCCGACUCUCUCUCUCUCUCUGAUUAUUUUAUCCACCUGAACGGUUGAUUCUGACGCCAACAACAAUAGCAGCCAACGUUAGAAACGAUGCCAAAUUGAUCUCGAAGAACUGAAGAGGAGGAUACUUUAAAGUUUAAACUCUCUCUGUGAGAAAUUAAAUAACAAUAACACCUAUGGCUCUUCACUCUGCUGUUGCUCUUUGCUUUAGUGGUGUCAACUCGAAUCCUCGCAUUUCUUCCACUCGCUUUUCUGGUUCUACGGUUUUUAGAAGUGUGCCCUUUAGAGCAGCAUCCUUUUCUUCUCCGUCGUCGCCUCGUCGAUGUAGAUUGCAAGGUAAAGCAUCUCCAGGUGACAAUGGGCCACCUGGUGCAGAUGAAUCCUCACUUGUGGUGUGCUUUGGGGAAAUGCUAAUUGAUUUUGUCCCAACUGUUAAUGGACUUUCAUUAGCUGAAGCACCUGCAUUUAAAAAGGCUCCGGGGGGUGCCCCUGCUAAUGUUGCUGUUGGUAUAUCUAGGCUCGGUGGCUCAUCUGCUUUUAUUGGGAAGGUUGGUGAAGAUGAAUUUGGAUACAUGCUUGCUGACAUUUUAAAGGAGAACAAUGUGAAUAAUGAAGGAAUGUGUUUUGAUCCUCAUGCCCGAACUGCUUUAGCAUUUGUUACACUGAGGAGUGAUGGAGAACGUGAGUUCAUGUUUUACCGUAAUCCAAGUGCUGAUAUGCUUCUUAAAGAAUCAGAGCUUGACUUUGAGAUCAUUAAGAAGGCAAAAAUAUUUCAUUAUGGUUCUAUAAGUCUUAUUACAGAACCUUGCAAAUCAGCCCACAUUGUUGCAGCAAAAUCUGCAAAGGAUGCGGGUGUGCUUCUGUCAUAUGAUCCCAAUCUCAGGCUUCCAUUAUGGCCAUCUGCAGAGAGUGCCAGAGAAGGAAUUCUGAGCAUUUGGGACAUGGCUGACGUUAUUAAGAUAAGUGAAGAAGAAAUUUCUUUUCUGACAAAAGGAGAAGAUCCUUAUGAUGAUACUGUUGUCCGUAAACUUAUCCAUCCAAAUCUCAAAUUGCUUCUUGUGACUGAGGGCCCAGAUGGCUGCAGAUAUUACACUAAGGACUUUCAUGGGAGGGUUGGUGGUUUAAAGGUGGACGCUGUAGACACUACUGGUGCUGGAGAUGCUUUUGUUGCUGGAAUUUUAUCACAGUUGGCUACUAAUUUCUCCUUAAUUCAGGAAGAAGACCGACUACGAGAUGCUCUUAGAUUUGCAAAUGCUUGUGGUGCAUUGACAGUUACGGAGAGAGGUGCCAUUCCGGCUUUGCCAACUAGAGAGGCUGUGCUCAAAGCAUUGCUUAAUGCUGUCCCCUAGGUUUUGUGUUGUAAUGCGUGGAAGUAAAACCAGUCUUACAACCAUGAAGAGAAGUUUGUAAAGAUAUUUCUACUUGACUCAGUCCAGAAAUGUUAUCAUGAACUCUUUCCUGCAAGUGCAAUCAUAUCCAAGCUUGUAUAUAAUAAUAAAAUCCAAUUCACUCA